This is a messenger RNA of Polistes dominula (European paper wasp), 692 nucleotides long. It is a transcript of the gene mago, whose product is annotated as mago, exon junction complex subunit. The record is from RefSeq and is a predicted model, not a curated record. NCBI's taxonomy places the organism in Eukaryota, Metazoa, Arthropoda, Insecta, Hymenoptera, Vespidae. Gene Ontology annotation, biological process: RNA splicing. Gene Ontology annotation, cellular component: nucleus; catalytic step 2 spliceosome; exon-exon junction complex.
UAGGAAAUGUAAAAAUGUAUCUAGGAAUUUUAUCGAAUUAAUGAUAUAUCGAAUAAUCGUGAUUGGUCGAUACUUGUUACGAUGUGUAUCAACCAUGUUGCUGUCAUGGCGGGUAUUUAGUACCGCUACAUUGAUCAUAAUACAGUAAUACGUUUGUUUUUACCGAAUAGUGAAACAAAAUAUACGUCUAAGGCGAAUUAAUUAAAACUAAAAUAGAAAAUAUAAAUAAAUAAGCGUCAUUAUGUCGACAGAUUUUUAUAUACGAUAUUACGUCGGCCAUAAAGGAAAAUUUGGUCACGAAUUUCUUGAGUUUGAAUUCAGACCUGAUGGAAAAUUGCGGUACGCUAAUAAUUCCAAUUAUAAGAAUGACACUAUGAUUCGGAAGGAAGCUUAUGUUCAUCAAUGCGUUAUGGAAGAAUUAAAACGCAUUAUUCAAGAUUCGGAAAUCAUGCAAGAAGAUGACUCGUUAUGGCCACAACCUGAUCGAGUUGGACGUCAAGAAUUAGAAAUUGUCAUCGGAGACGAGCAUAUAUCAUUUACAACUUCAAAAACAGGAUCACUUUUAGAUGUUAAUCAAUCACGAGAUCCUGAAGGACUACGUUGUUUCUAUUAUCUUGUACAAGACUUAAAGUGUUUGGUGUUUUCUCUUAUAGGAUUACACUUUAAGAUUAAACCUAUAUAAAACAAAAAAA